AUGCUCAAGUCUCUUGCUCUCGGCCUUUUGGCCGCUCAAAGCGCCGCUGCGCUGCGGUUCGCUAUGUACAUUGACCAAUACCACACGACCGAUCUUCCCAGCGGGAAUCAGACACAAGGCAUUGACCAUGCCAUCAUGGCUUUCGCACCUUCCAAGAUCUUCAACUCCGAUUCGGCUCCCGAUUUCAAGCCCUUCGAGUCUCCCGAGAAUAUGCGCAAGCGUUUCGGCCCUGACACCAAGCUCAUGAUUGCUAUCGGUGGAUGGGGUGAUACUGAGGGCUUCUCUGCCGGUGCGAAGGACGACACCACUCGCAAGCGCUUCGCCAAGAAUGUCGCUUCCAUGCUGGAAGCCAACGACUUUGACGGUGUCGACAUUGACUGGGAAUAUCCCGGAGGCAACGGCCAGGACUACAAACAGCACCCCAACAAGGACAAGGUCGACGAAAUCGAGACUUACCCCAAGUUCCUCUCCGCCAUCCGCGAGGCCAUCGGAAACAACAAGACCCUUUCCAUCGCUGUCCCUGGACGCAAGGUCGACAUGAUCGCCUUCAACAAGGAGCAGGGUCCCGACAUCUUCAAGUCCGUCGACAUGGUCAACGUCAUGAGCUACGAUAUCAUGAACCGCCGCGAUAACGUCACUUUCCACGCCAGCAGCGUCGAGGACUCCCUCGAUGUUAUCAACGACUACCUCUCCUUCGGUGCUGACGCUGAGAAGCUCAACCUCGGAUUCGCCUACUACGCCAAGUGGUUCACCACCGACCCCGACUCGGACUGUGAGGAGCACCCGCUCGGCUGCAAGGUUGUGAAGCUUGAGGAGGACGAUGGAAGUGACAACGGCAAGUCUGGUGCUCUGACCUUCGAGAAGAGUGUUCUGUCUGCGCCUCCCAAGGACCUUAAGGUUUCCACCAACGGCAAGUGCGGUGCUAGCGAGGGUACUAAGUGCCCCGAGGGACAGUGCUGCAGUGCCUACGGUAACUGUGGCUCCGGCAACGACUUCUGCAUGGCCGGCUGCAUGUCUGACUACGGAACCUGCAAGGGCAUCUCCAUCACCGACUCCUGGCGCCGCGCCGAGAAGAACGGUAAGACCGAUGAGAAGGCCGGUGGUCAGUACUACUGGGACAAGGAGACCAAUCUCUUCUGGACCUGGGAUACCCCCGAGAUCAUCACCCGUAAGUUCAACGACAUUGUCGAUACCAAGAAGCUUGGUGGUGUUAUGGCUUGGAGUCUGGGUGAGGAUACCUACAAGUUUGCUCAUCUUGAUGCUAUGCAGGAUGGUGUCAAGCAGUCUACUCAGAAGAAGGCCGAUGGCAAGAAGAAGGAUAAGAGGCACUCCUAA
Molecule: messenger RNA, 1335 nt
Organism: Penicillium argentinense
Lineage: Eukaryota; Fungi; Ascomycota; Eurotiomycetes; Eurotiales; Aspergillaceae
Exons: 4
Coding region: 1-1335 (444 amino acids)
Biological process (GO): chitin catabolic process; carbohydrate metabolic process
Cellular component (GO): extracellular region
Molecular function (GO): chitinase activity; chitin binding
Source: RefSeq, a predicted model, not a curated record